AUGUCGAAAGUCGUCCAGAAGAAGAAUCACUGGACUAGCAGGGUUCACGAAUGCACCGUGAAGCGGGGGCCCCAGGGCGAGCUGGGGCUGACGGUGCUGGGGGGCGCGGAGAACGGGGAGUUUCCGUAUGUCGGAGCGGUGGCGGCGGCCGAGGUGGAGGGGCUUCCUGGCGGCGGCGAGGGCCCGAGGCUAGGCGAGGGGGAGCUGCUUCUGGAGGUGCAGGGGAUCCGGGUGUCCGGCUUGCCCCGCUAUGACGUGUUGGGAGUCAUCGACAGCUGCAAGGAGGCCGUCACCUUCAAAGCCGUCAGACAAGGGGGCAGGGGGAAUAAGGACUUGAAGCACUUCCUGAAUCAAAGGUUUCAAAGGGGAGCAACUGACCAUGAAUUGGUCUCUGUUUUGAGAGUAAAUCUACGGAGACAUCUGUUACCUUGCACAACCCGAUCUCCGAGAGAGGGAGAAGUGCCUGGCGUGGACUAUAACUUUCUGACCGUGAAGGAGUUCUUGGACCUGGAACAGAGGGGAACUCUUCUGGAAGUCGGCACCUAUGAAGGAAACUAUUAUGGGACACCCAAACCUCCUAGCCAGCCAGUCAGUGGGAAAGUGACUACAACGGAUGCCUUGCAAAGCCUGCAGUCUGGCUCCAAGCAGACGGCCCCAAAGCGAACCAAGUCUUACAAUGACAUGCACAAUGCUGGCAUAGUCCAUGUGGAGAAUGAGGAGGAGGAUGACGCUCCUGAAAUGAACAGUAGCUUUACAGCCGAUUCUGGUGACCAAGACGAGCACACGCUCCAAGAGACAGCGCUACUGCCUGAGAAUAGUGGUAUCGCUGCUGCUCCCAUCACGGACCCUUCUCAGAAGUUCCCUCAAUACCUACCUCUUUCUGCAGAGGAUAAUUUAGGUCCUCUACCUGCAAACUGGGAGAUGGCCUAUACUGAAAAUGGAGAAGUCUAUUUCAUAGACCAUAACACUAAAACAACGUCUUGGCUAGAUCCUCGGUGCCUGAACAAGCAGCAGAAGCCUCUGGAAGAGUGUGAAGAUGAUGAAGGGGUACACACGGAGGAGCUGGACAGCGAGCUAGAGCUGCCUGCUGGAUGGGAGAAGAUUGAAGAUCCUGUCUAUGGUAUCUACUAUGUAGAAUCAUCUUUCUCAAAGAUAUACAGAGGGGUUUCUGCCUAUUUGGGGCCCAUUUCUGAGUUCUCCCUCAACUCCUUUGUGCGUCAGGAGGGAAGAGCAACAAGGAGGGAUGCUGUGAGGGGUGAAGAGCCGUGGUCUAAGGGGAAAUGGACAGAAGACCACUCAUCCCUUGUGCCUCCUGUUAUUCCAAGCCACCCCGCAAGCAAUCUGGAGUCAGCCAGAGAAGCUCCACUUCAGGGGGACGUCAUUGUCAGUGUGAAUGACGCCUGUGUUUUGGGACACACGCACGCUCAAGUCGUGAAAAUCUUCCAGUCCAUUCCCAUUGGUGCCAGUGUGGACCUGGAACUCUGCCGAGGUUACCCAUUGCCUUUUGACCCAGAUGACCCCAAUACCAGUUUGGUGACCUCAGUGGCCAUUUUGGAUAAAGAACCAAUUAUUGUGAAUGGGCAAGAGACCUAUGAUUCGCCAGCCAGCCACAGUAGUAAAACAGGCAAAGUCAACAGCAUGAAGGAUGCCAGGCCCAGCAGCCCCGCCGAUGUGGCUUCAAGUGGUUCCCAUGGUUACCCCAACGACACUGUCUCUUUGGCUUCCUCCAUAGCCACUCAGCCGGAACUCAUAACUGUUCAUAUAGUCAAAGGACCAAUGGGCUUUGGUUUUACAAUCGCAGACAGUCCUGGUGGUGGUGGCCAAAGAGUGAAACAGAUUGUUGACAGUCCAAGGUGCCGAGGCCUGAAAGAAGGGGAUCUAAUAGUGGAAGUUAAUAAGAAGAACGUACAAGCUCUAACUCACAACCAAGUAGUGGAUAUGCUGAUCGAAUGUCCAAAGGGAAGUGAGGUCACACUGUUGGUGCAAAGAGGAGGACUGCCUGUUGCAAAGAAGAGCCCAAAGUCGCAACCACUGGAAAGAAAAGACAGCCAGAAUAGUUCUCAGCACAGUGUUUGCAGCCACCGAAGCCUGCACACGGCAUCCCCAAGCCACGGCCAACAGGGGCUUCCCGAGUACCCACCUGCAGAGGCCCCAGCUCCAGAUCAGACUGACAGCUCUGGGCAGAAAAAACCAGAUCCAUUUAAAAUCUGGGCCCAGUCCAGGAGCAUGUAUGAAAACCGACUUCCAGAUUACCAAGAACAGGACAUCUUCCUAUGGAGAAAAGAGACUGGAUUUGGAUUUAGGAUUCUGGGUGGAAAUGAACCAGGGGAACCUAUUUAUAUUGGUCACAUUGUACCACUGGGUGCUGCUGACACAGACGGCCGCCUGAGGUCUGGAGAUGAAUUAAUCUGUGUCGAUGGAACACCAGUAAUUGGAAAAUCACACCAGCUUGUGGUCCAGCUUAUGCAACAAGCUGCCAAGCAAGGCCACGUCAAUCUCACAGUGCGGCGUAAAGUGGUGUUUGCGGUCCCCAAAGCAGAGAACGAGGUGCCCUCUCCAGCCUCAUCUCAUCACAGCAGCAACCAGCCGGCCUCCCUGACUGAGGAGAAGCACACCCCACAGGGAAGUCAGAAUUCCCUCAACACCGUGAGCUCCGGCAGCGGCAGCACCAGCGGCAUCGGCAGCGGAGGGGGCGGCGGCAGCGGCCUGGUGAGCACGGUGGUGCAGCCCUACGACGUGGACAUUCGCCGCGGGGAGAACGAGGGCUUCGGCUUCGUCAUCGUGUCUUCCGUGAGCAGGCCUGAAGCGGGCACCACUUUCGGCAAUGCAUGUGUGGCUAUGCCUCACAAAAUAGGUCGGAUUAUUGAGGGGAGCCCUGCUGACCGCUGUGGCAAGCUGAAAGUAGGAGACCGGAUCUUGGCAGUGAAUGGAUGUUCCAUCACCAACAAAUCCCAUUCAGACAUUGUCAACUUAAUCAAGGAAGCAGGAAACACAGUUACCCUCCGCAUCAUUCCUGGGGAUGAGUCCUCGAACGCUACCUUGCUGACCAAUGCGGAGAAGAUUGCCACCAUCACCACCACACACACGCCUUCUCAGCAAGGAGCCCAGGACGCAAGGAACACCACCAAACCAAAGCAGGAAUGUCAGUUUGAGUUCAAAGCGCCCCAGGCGACACAGGAGCAAGAUUUUUACACGGUGGAGCUGGAAAGAGGGGCCAAGGGAUUUGGCUUCAGCCUUCGAGGGGGCCGAGAGUAUAACAUGGACCUCUAUGUCCUGCGCUUAGCAGAGGACGGUCCUGCAGAAAGGUGUGGGAAGAUGAGGAUUGGUGAUGAAAUUCUGGAGAUCAACGGCGAGACCACCAAGAACAUGAAGCAUUCUCGGGCUAUAGAACUGAUUAAGAGUGGUGGCCGCAGAGUGCGUCUGCUUCUGAAGAGGGGAGAUGGCUCGGUGCCAGAAUAUGACCCCAGCAGCGACCGGCACGGCACCCCCACCAGUCCACAAGGUGUUCCGGAAAUGAGAGCAGGGCCAUCUGACCGCCAGCAGCAUCCAUCGUUGGAGUCCAGUUAUCCACCCGACCUUCACAAAUCAUCACAACAUGGGGAAAAGAGGGCACACGUCAAAGACCCAAAAGGCAGCAGGGAACGUAGCAGACAGCCCAGUGAACACCACACGUGGAAUGGAACUUCUAAAAAACCCGACCCUGAGGCAUGCCGACCCAAGGACCGGGCAUCAGAGGGACGAAGAGAGACACCACCUGAGCGGGUGGUGGCCAACGGACCCAAGCGGAGGUCUCCAGAGAAGCGGAGGGAAGGCCCCCGGAGCGCUGACAAUACUUUGGAAAGGAGGGAGAAGCAUGAGAAGAGAAGAGAGGGUUCUCCUGAGAGGAGGCGGGAGCGGUCACCCACCCGCAGGAGAGACAGCUCGCCCAGCCGUCGGAGGAGGUCUCUGGAAAGACUCUUGGAUCAGAGAAGGUCUCCAGAGCGCAGGAGAGCAGGCUCUCCUGAAAGGAGAGCGAAAUCCACCGAGCGGAGGCGAGCGCAGUCUCCCGAGAGGAGGAGAGAGCGGUCACUUGAGAAGAGGAACAGAGAGGACAGAGUCAGCCGCCGAGAGAGGGAAGAGGCGAGUCUGAGACAGGAUGCCGGCGGAAGUUCCAGACAUCCCCCGGAGCAGAGACGGCGACCUUACAAAGAAUGUAGCACCGACCUCAGUAUCUGA
Molecule: messenger RNA, 4215 nt
Organism: Trichechus manatus latirostris (Florida manatee)
Lineage: Eukaryota; Metazoa; Chordata; Mammalia; Sirenia; Trichechidae
Gene: MAGI1
Product: membrane associated guanylate kinase, WW and PDZ domain containing 1
Exons: 28
Coding region: 1-4215 (1404 amino acids)
Biological process (GO): signal transduction
Cellular component (GO): cytoplasm; cell-cell junction
Molecular function (GO): protein binding
Source: RefSeq, a predicted model, not a curated record